This is a messenger RNA of Volvox carteri f. nagariensis, 1494 nucleotides long. RefSeq lists its product as uncharacterized. The coding region runs from base 1 to 1494 and encodes 497 amino acids. The record is from RefSeq and is a predicted model, not a curated record. The transcript has 7 exons. Gene Ontology annotation, molecular function: lactaldehyde dehydrogenase (NAD+) activity. Lineage: Eukaryota; Viridiplantae; Chlorophyta; Chlorophyceae; Chlamydomonadales; Volvocaceae.
AUGUCAGACUUUUACAAGGAUAUUGUUGCGCCUAACGGCGUCUACAAAUACUAUUUGAAUGGACAAUGGCUGGAAAGCACAUCGGGGAAGGCUGUGGGCAUCACCAAUCCCUCGACCCGGCAAACGUGCUUUCAAGUCCAAGCCUGCACACAAGAUGAAGUCAACAAGAUGUUUGAUUCCGCUAAGGUUUCCCAGAAGGCUUGGGCCAAAACACCUCUCUGGAAACGUGCUGAGUACCUUCAUAAGGUGGCGGCGCUCAUGCGACAGCACGCCCAGCCCAUCGCGGACUGCCUGGUUAAGGAGGUUGCCAAGCCCGCCAAGGACAGUCUCACCGAGGUCAUUCGCUCCGCUGACCUGAUUGACUACACGGCGGAGGAGGGGGUGAGGUACCUGGGGGAGGGCCAGCUGCUCAACUCGGACUCAUUCCCCGGCAACGGAAGGAACAAGAUGUGCCUGGUGUCCAAGGUUCCCCUGGGUGUGGUCCUGGCCAUUCCCCCCUUCAACUACCCGGUCAACUUGGCCGUAUCCAAGUUGGCUCCCGCGCUGAUGGCGGGCAAUGCGGUGGUUCUCAAGCCCCCCACUCAGGGGGCUGUGGCGGGGAUCCACAUGCUGCAGUGCUUCCAUGCAGCUGGGCUGCCGGCGGGGCUGCUCAGCCUGGCCACCGGGCGGGGGGCGGAGAUUGGCGACUUCCUCACCACCCACCCUGGAGUGAACUGCAUCUCCUUCACGGGGGGUGACACGGGUAUCUCCAUCAGCAAGAAGGCGGGCAUGGUCCCCCUGCAGAUGGAGCUAGGGGGCAAGGACGUCUGUAUCGUGUGUGCGGACGCGGACCUAGCCCUGGCCGCCAAACACAUCCUCAAGGGCGGCUUCAGCUACAGCGGGCAGCGCUGCACCGCCGUGAAGCUGGUGCUGGCGGUGGACGCGGUGGCGGAUGCGCUGGUGGCGGCGGUGGCGGAGGGUGUAAGGAAGCUCAGCGUGGGCAUGCCGGAGGACGAUUGCGACAUCACGCCCGUGGUUUCGGAGAGCAGUAGUAAUUUCAUCGAGGGCCUGGUCAUGGACGCCAAGGAGAAGGCAGGCGCCACUUUCGUGACUGGGCCCUACAAGCGCGAGGGCAACCUGAUCUGGCCGGUGCUGCUUGACAACGUGACUCCCUCCAUGCGGCUGGCCUGGGAGGAGCCCUUUGGCCCGGUGCUGCCGGUCAUGAGGGUGCGGUCGGCUGAGGAGGCCGUGGCGCACUGCAACGCCUCCAAGUACGGGCUGCAGGGCUGUGUGUUCACGAGGGACAUCAACGCGGCCAUUGCCAUCAGCGACGCCAUGGAAACCGGGACAGUGCAGGUCAACUCGGCGCCUGCUCGCGGCCCCGACCACUUCCCCUUCCAAGGCUUCAGGGACUCGGGUAUUGGCAGUCAGGGAAUUCGCAACUCGCUGGCAAUGAUGGUGAAGACCAAGUCUACAGUCAUCAACCUGGAGAAGGAGUCGUACACAAUGGGCUGA